UACCGGCCCCAGCUUUGAGUCCCCUGGGGAGAGGGAGUCGACGGACGCCGGCUCGUCCCCGGCCGGGGCGCUUCCGGACCCAACUUUGAUUCUCCUGGGGGAGCAGGAUACACCUGUCCCAGCCCCAAGUCGGGGUCAAUACCGAGAUUGUGUUCUUCCUCCCUCCGCGGUGGCGUGAGAUGGAGAGAAAGAAGUAAACAAACAUUCAUAAUCCGGUUUAUCCGCGGCGACUCUGGGCCUUCUCCCUCCCCCAGCCUGGCUGCCCAUCUGGGUCCUCGGGCCUGCCACUCUCACCCUCUCCUUGCCCUGGAGCCCUCUGCCAACCCAGCCUGAAAGGGGUCAGUGCCACAGUACCAGAGUCUAGAUCUGAGAAAGUGCUUUUGUGAAGCAAGAGGCUUUUCCUUCUGUGUUCCAUGUUGAACGAUUCCCAGAGUCUUAAAAUGUCAGGGAAACGCAAGCGUGUGGUGUUGACCAUUAAGGAUAAGCUUGACAUAAUAAAGAAACUUGAAGAAGGCAGCUCCUCCAAACAGCUCUCAGUGAUUUAUGGGAUUGGUGAAACGACAGUUAGGGAUAUAAGGAAGAAUAAAGAAAAAAUUAUAACUUAUGCUAGUAGUUCUGAUUCAACAAGUCUCUUGGCCAAGAGAAAGUCGAUGAAACCAUCCAUGUAUGAAGAACUGGACAGAGCUAUGCUGGAAUGGUUUAACCAGCAAAGAGCAAAGGGGAAUCCUGUAUCUGGACCGAUUUGUGCAAAAAGAGCAGAGUUUUUCUUCUAUGCCUUAGGAAUGGAUGGAGAUUUUAAUCCUUCGGCUGGUUGGCUAACUCGUUUUAAGCAGAGACAUAGCAUUCGUGAGAUUAACAUCAGAGGAGAAAAGUUAAAUGGAGAUGAAACUGCUGUGGAUGAAUUUUGUAGCAACUUUCAGGAAUUUGUUCAGAGGGAGAAUUUACAGCCUGAGCAAAUUUAUAAUGCUGAUGAAACUGGAUUGUUUUGGAAGUGCCUACCAACAAGGACUUCAGCUGUCAAGGGUAAAUUCACUCCUUCUGGGUGCAAGUUAAUUGAAGAAAGAGUCACUGUCAUGUGCUGUGCCAAUGCGACAGGUUUACACAAACUUAAACUUUGUGUAGUGGGAAAAGCAAAAAAACCACGUUCAUUUAAAGGUACUGACACUUCAAACCUGCCAGUCUCCUAUUUCAGUCAGAAAGGUGCAUGGAUGGACCUUUCUAUUUUCAGACAGUGGUUUGACAAGAUCUUUGUGCCACAAGUUCGAGAGUACUUAAGAUCCAAAGGCCUUCAGGAAAAGGCAGUGCUGUUAUUGGAUAAUUCACCAACACAUCCAAAUGAAAAUGUCCUAAGGUCAGAUGAUGGCCAGAUAUUUGUAAAAUAUCUGCCACCUAAUGUAGCUUCAUUGAUUCAACCUAUGGAUCAGGGUGUCAUAGCUGUAAUGAAGAGAUACUAUAGAGCAGGACUUCUCCAAAACAACUUAGAGGAGGGUAAUGAUCUGAAAAUGUUUUGGAAGAAACUAACAUUAUUAGAUGCUCUAUAUGAAAUUUCAAUGGCAUGGAACAUGGUUAAGCCAGUUACUAUUAUCCGAGCAUGGAACAAAAUUUUCCCUGGCAAUGAAGAGAAAGAUGGUUUGGACUUUGAUGAAGAGGAAAUUUCAGCAGCUACUUUAGCCACCAUCUUACAGCAUACACAAGGAUGUGAAAAGGUGGACACUGAGAAUAUUGAACAGUGGUUUGAAGUGGACAGUACUGAACCAGGUUAUGAGGUGUUAACUGAUAGUGAAAUAAUCAGAAGAGCACAGGGCCAAACUGAUGAAUCAAGUGAAAAUGAGGAGGAGGAAAUAGAACUGAUCCCAGAGAGGAAUAUUAAUCAUGCAGCUGCUCUCAAGUGGACUGAAAAUUUAUUGGAUUAUCUAGAACAGCAAGGCGAUAUGAUUCUGCCUGACAAACUGGUAAUACGUAAGCUCCGGGCCACCAUAAGAAAUAAACAGAAGAUGACAAUGAAUCCAACUCAAUAACAGUAUUUUAAAAUUUCACCAUCUUGGUAAUUGUAUUUGUGACUAUUAGUCUAUUUGCAAUAUAGCUUAGUUUUCUUUAAGUGUUCCAAAUUCUCAGACAUAAAUUCAAAUGUAGAAAUGUAUUCCAAAGCCAUACAGAUUGUUUGGGGACUAUUUGUAUUAUUUUUCUUUUCCCUCUCCAUUUCUGCAGAUAAUCAGGAGCUGAUAUAUGAAUCUGUACACACACACACACACACACACACACACACACACACACACGCAAAACUUGUAUGUCUAUCACUUGUCCCAUUCCUUAUUUUUGACCAAGUGGCAUUUCCCUAAGUAUUAAUGGCAAGAUUCUACAAGUGAAAUAGUCACUGAGCACCUUGUUUACACCCAGAAUAAUUUUUUGCCUGAUUCAUGGGGCAGCCACAGUUGUCUUUCCUUUGUGCCAACUAUUGCUGCCAUCUUGAUCAAUUGUCUUAUUUAUUUAUUUAGAUUGUGAGGAUGAAGAAAAAUCUGUCAUAUAGUAUUAGAUCCAAAGUAAGUAAUAAUUAUAUUUAACAGUUAAUUCUCAAUUAUCCACAAUAAUAGGGGAAGGAGUGGUUGUGUGUGGAUUUUUUUUUUCUCAAGCUCAGAAAGUUGUAGUUAUUAUUCCCUCUAACAUUAAUGAAGGUGGCAGGAAGAAAGACUGUUCUGGAAAUGUGAACUGUCAGGAAAUUUUGGAUUACUUACUAUUAAACUGCUUGGGGAAAAUAGACUCUGAUAGAUGAGAAGAGAAAAAGAUUUUCUACCCCAUCCAUUUGUAGAUAAAUGAGAGUUAAGUAUAUUAUCUGAAAAUUUUGCUAAACCACUGGGUUCACAGUAAAUACAGGGUAUUGUAUAAAGGAAAACAAAUAGGCCUCUUUUCAGUGAGCCUGCCAAGCUGUAGAAAGGACAGGCUUUCAGUCCAAGAAUGCUUAUUAAACAUUCAUUGAGAUCAGAGCACAUGUCCCUACCCCCAGAGACCAUCUAUCAUUAUAGUUUUGGGGAACAUCAUCCUUCUAAUUGAAAAGCUGUCAAAAGGUCCCACUGGGGGACUUUGAGAUGCUAUCAGUGAUCAGAGUUGCAAAAAUUCUCUCCCCUCCUUUAUAAUACAGAAAUGAAGAAAACCUUUAAAUGAAAAGGUGAAAUUAGUAUUUUAAAUAAGCCAUAUGUUUACAUCCUAUUAAUGAAGAAAACAAGUUAAUUUGGAAAGUUCCAGACUAUAAGGAAUUUAAUUGCUCUGUGUGUGUUUUAAAGACUGAGGGAAGGGAUGUAUCUUUCUAUUGGUUUUUAAUUCGUAUCAAUCAGGAUUUUGCUAAGACUUUGCAUAUGGAACUCAGUAUGUUUAACUAAUAUUGCUGAAGCAUUCCAAUAUUGUAUGCAUAUUGUUUUAUGCAUAUUGUUUUAAGAAGUUUGUAAUUUGAAAUCAAAGUGUCUUUGUAUUGAAAUUGGUACUUCUUGGUUUAAUCCUAAUAUGGAUAUAAUUUUUAAAGAAUUGCCCUUCAAUUCAUUGAUCAUUAAGAAUAAUAUUUAGCUUUAUCAUCUACAUAUUUUUCAUCUUUAUAGUGCCUUUCUUAGACCUCUAAAAGCCUCUUACAGACAUUUCUAACUUUCCAUAAUUGCCAUUUGAAAUUUUCAUGUACCGUAUCUAGGAUUUAAAGUAGGCUCUAUAAUGAAAUAUUUGUUUUAAAAAUUAUAUCCGUUGCAUGAACGGCUUCAGGUCACAGGGACAAAUAACAGUAGUUUAAAAAAAUCUUUCAUGUAUCUGAAAUGAAAAGUCUAUACUAAAAAUCUCAGAAAUUUUGUCCAAGUUUGCCUAUGAUUUCUGACUUACCUUGUUAGUGAAAUCUAGCCUGUAUUAUUGCCACCUAGUGGUAAAUAAACAUUACUUUUAAGUGAUGUGAUUUUAAACUAUUGGUAUUAAAUAAGGGAUUCAUUUACGGUGUGACCAUUGCACCCUUGCCUGUUUUUAGCUAACUGCCAUCCCAUCUGAAAACUACCAUUAUUGGUAGCUUACCUUCUCUGGUCCAGUACUUUUAUCCAUUCUUAGAAAUAAAAGUAGUUUUCACUGGUCAACCUUUGAACUCACCUGUAGUCCUUCCCUGCCAUCCCACCUUCAGUCUUUACACCCUCUGCCACUUAGGCCUUCAAGGCUUCCUUGUAUAGGUUUUUGAUAGCACAUUUACCAUAUUUCUUAAACCCAGCCGCAAUACAAGGUAUUCCUUUUUCCCACAGCUCUGUGGUGACAACAAUUGAAAUAUAUUUGAACAUAUUUUACUGUCUUCUCUACAGCCUAAUAUUUCAAUAAUGACAGCCCUUCUAUCUCCAACUGUAUAUUCAAUCCAGCAGAGUAUCUGCUUAUUCACUUCCAAGUAGCCAUUGUAGUAAUAGUUUACAUUUAUGUAAUUCCUUAUAGUUACAAAGCACUUUCAUGUACCUUAAUCUUCU
Molecule: messenger RNA, 4469 nt
Organism: Vombatus ursinus (common wombat)
Lineage: Eukaryota; Metazoa; Chordata; Mammalia; Diprotodontia; Vombatidae
Gene: JRKL
Product: JRK like
Exons: 1
Coding region: 414-2018 (534 amino acids)
Cellular component (GO): nucleus
Molecular function (GO): DNA binding
Source: RefSeq, a predicted model, not a curated record